UGAGGGAAGAAAAAGAGGGGGAUGUUGUAGAGGAGGAGAGUCUGAGAAACUACUUAAAACGGUGAGAACUGCACACAGUUGUGAGCACGCAGUUGAAGCAGUCACAGUGGGAACAGAAGACGGAGUGAAAGCAGACUUAUCCAUCAUCAUUGAGCAGAGAUGGCGUCACUACACAGGAUUCUGGCUGCACUUCUCUUUUUUGUCCUGCCUCUUAUGCGCUUCCAUCUUUUCAGUCAUGCUGCCUCUACUUCCUUACCCACCACCCGUCAACAGAUCAUAUUCUUGACUGGCUUGGGCUUUGAACAUGAAUAUGAAGAUGAAUAUGGAGAUGAAUAUAACGGUCAAACCUCUCUUCCUGAGGUGCCGCUAUCCUCUGUGAAGACUCCACUUUUACACCAGGAACGCAAAUUCUGCCAGUACAACUUAUGCUUGGAGAAUCAGGAGCCCUGUCAUAGUCUUGCAGAAAAGAAUAACUGCCUCUGUCCUGGGAUGAGUGGAUCUGAUGAACCUCCUCACGCACCACGUAUUCAAGCAUUACUGCCAGUCAGUCAAGGGGAUAACAUAGGGAAGAUAGAGGUGCAGUGGUGUGCUCCAGCCUCUUUGGUGUCUUCUUACAGGGUGAUGGUUGAAGGAAAAAACAGUGAUACCUUGGAGUUUGGGAAUAAUUUGCGACGAGGUUUGGUGGGCUUUUUGGAGGUGGGUACUAAGGUGUGUGUGGAAGCAGUAAACAAUGCAGGGCCCAGCAGUCCCUCAGAGUUCUCCUGUAAGCGGUAUGAGCAUCCUGAAUCAUCUGACCAUAAACUAUUGGCCUGGGUCAUAGGAGGAGGAAUUGCCCUAUUUCUGUUUCUUGUCAUAGCGGCUGUGAUUCUCUGGAAGCAUCUCCAGCAUCAAAACGCAAAGAGAAACUCAUCUGAUGGACUAGGGAACCCCUCUUACAAGACAGAGGGAAUACUGUAAUCCAGACAAUCCAGUAAGGACCAUUCAUUCCAGUCAAAUAGAAAAAAGCUCACUGAUCUGUGAGACAGAGUAAUAAUGAACAAUAGACCAAUA
Melanotaenia boesemani (Boeseman's rainbowfish) is the source of this 1050-nucleotide messenger RNA. RefSeq names its product leucine-rich repeat neuronal protein 4. Lineage: Eukaryota; Metazoa; Chordata; Actinopteri; Atheriniformes; Melanotaeniidae. The coding region runs from base 160 to 957 and encodes 265 amino acids. The transcript has 2 exons. The record is from RefSeq and is a predicted model, not a curated record.